AUGUUAGAUUUCAAUCAUUAUAUCAACUCAUGUGGUUUAAUUCCUGCUCCAAAAACUGGUAUUAAAUUCUCUUGGUGUAAUAAUAGAGCUGGUGUUAAGAGGAUACUCUGCAAUCUAGACAGAUCAGUAUACAACUCAAAGUGGUUAGAUUUAUAUCCUAACUGGGAAUAUAAUGUUGGAGCUAGGGGUGUGUCAGAUCAUGGUCCUUUAACUGGAGCAAAUAAAGAAAUAUCUAAGCCACAGAACAUUCCAUUUAAAGCCUUCAAGAUUUGGUCCACACAUGAAACAUUUAUUCAAGUAGUUGAAGCAGAAUGGCAGAAGGAGAUACAUGGCACUCCUAUCUUUGUAUAUAUGCAAAAAUUUAAACUUCUGAAAGUAACUCUCAAGAAGUGGAACUGGGAAACCUUUGGAGACAUAAAUACUAAGAUGCUUCAGGCUGACAAGAAUGUCUUACCUGCUACUAUUUUGUCUGACACUAGUCCAGAAUAUAUCUCUCUUUUGAACAAAUUGGUGUCUGCUAGAGGAACUCAAGAAAUAAUUUCAUCUCAACUAAAGGAAUUUCUUCAUCAAAAAUCCAGAGUCAAAUGGAUAAAAGAUGGAGUAGCUAACACAAGCUUCUUCCACACAACUAUGAAAAUCAGGAAUACCCAUAACAACAUUGCUGAACUUGAGACAAAUAAUGGGUCAUUAGUAGCUCACCAUGAAAUUUCUGAGGAACUGGUCAAAUUCUUUGAAGCUAAAUUCAAAUACUCAGGGGUUCAAAUGUCAUAG
Messenger RNA from Papaver somniferum (opium poppy), 771 nucleotides. RefSeq lists its product as uncharacterized. NCBI's taxonomy places the organism in Eukaryota, Viridiplantae, Streptophyta, Magnoliopsida, Ranunculales, Papaveraceae. Bases 1 to 771 code for a protein of 256 amino acids. The record is from RefSeq and is a predicted model, not a curated record. The transcript has a single exon.